AUGGGGGGGUGCAUCCAGCAAAGUGCCCUGUCCCCGCCCCUGCACCCCAGGGUGAGGGCAGGACCCGACUCAGCCUUGCGGGUGCUGCAGAUGCAGGGGGGGAGUGGCUGUGGGUCCCAGGGUCCCGUCGCGCUCCCCACGGCCCGGCCCCCCCUGUGCCCCCCAGGCCCGAUGCCUGCCCAUGAGCCGGAUUGCAGCUGCGGCCGCGGGCCCAGCGUGGCGCAGGGGAAGUGGUACGGGGUCCGCUCCUACCUCCACCUCUUCUAUGAGGACUGCACAGGGGCCAGCCCCGAUGGGGACAGGGAUGGGUCCUCGCCCCAUGGAGCCUGGGCUCCCCUCAUCUGGAAGGUGAGCCUCUCCACGGGGACCCUGUUCCUGCUCGUGGGGGCCGCUGCGCUUGCUGCCGGCUCCCUGGUGCCCCCGAAGCUGGAGGGGAUCGGGGAGGAGGAGUUCGUUGUGCUGGACGUGCAGGCGGUGCGGUACAACCACGCACUGGGGACGUGCCGGCUGGUGGGCAUGGCGCUGUGCGUGGCAGCCGGGGCGCUGGGCACCGUCGGGCUCCUCUCCUGCGCGCUGGCCCCGCGCCGCCCCUGGGAAGAGGAGCAGCAGCUCUCGCCCAUCCAGUGUGGCAGCCCCUCACCGCGGCCCCCCGCCGCCUUCACCGUGGCAGGGAUGGUGGUGCCCUUCGGCAUCUCCCGUGUUCACAGCGUCCAGCCCCAGCGGGACACCUGA
Gavia stellata (red-throated loon) is the source of this 732-nucleotide messenger RNA. It is a transcript of the gene NRSN2, whose product is annotated as neurensin 2. Bases 1 to 732 code for a protein of 243 amino acids. The record is from RefSeq and is a predicted model, not a curated record. Gene Ontology annotation, biological process: nervous system development. Gene Ontology annotation, cellular component: transport vesicle; neuron projection; neuronal cell body. Lineage: Eukaryota; Metazoa; Chordata; Aves; Gaviiformes; Gaviidae. The transcript is spliced from 2 exons.